AUGGCCAAACGAUCAUCAAAUGGAAAACUAAUUAUUGAUUAUCCAUGGACAAAAACCAAAGAAGAAAUUGCUGAUCUCUAUAGUGUUGACGAAGAUAUUGGUCUUCCUGAAGACCGUAUCCGGCAAAGUUUUGAACGAUAUGGACCUAACGAAUUACCAGCUGAAGAAAGUAAACCAUUAUGGAAACUUAUUUUAGAACAAUUCGAUGAUCUUCUAGUCAAAAUUUUACUUGCUGCUGCUUGUAUAUCAUUCGUUUUAGCUUUAUUUGAAGAACAUAAAGAAGAAGAUAGUCUUGUAGCAACUUUUGUUGAGCCACUUGUUAUUCUUCUUAUUCUUAUUGCAAAUGCAGUUGUCGGUGUAUGGCAGGAACGAAAUGCUGAAAGUGCUAUUGAAGCAUUAAAAGAAUAUGAACCUGAAAUAGCUCAAGUUAUUCGACAAAGUCGACCCGGACAUAUACAACGAAUUAAAGCACGAGAUCUUGUACCAGGAGAUAUUGUUGAAGUAGCUGUUGGAGAUAAAGUUCCAGCUGAUAUACGUAUAACAACAAUUUAUUCAACAACACUUCGUGUUGAUCAAUCAUUAUUAACUGGUGAAAGUGUUUCAGUUAUUAAACAUACAGAUCCAGUACUUGAUCUACGUGUUGUUAAUCAAGAUAAGAAAAAUAUUCUUUUUUCUGGAACAAAUAUUGCAGCUGGUAAAUGUCGAGGUAUUGUUAUUGGAACUGGUUUAAAUACUGAAAUUGGAAAAAUUCGAUCGGUUAUGACCGAAACUGAAGAAGAAAAAACACCAUUACAACAAAAAUUAGAUGAAUUUGGUGAACAAUUAUCAAAGGUUAUUACUAUUAUUUGUAUUGC
Molecule: messenger RNA, 854 nt
Organism: Rotaria sordida
Lineage: Eukaryota; Metazoa; Rotifera; Eurotatoria; Philodinida; Philodinidae
Source: the annotation of a GenBank genome assembly